Miscanthus lutarioriparius is the source of this 432-nucleotide messenger RNA. Lineage: Eukaryota; Viridiplantae; Streptophyta; Magnoliopsida; Poales; Poaceae. The record is from the annotation of a GenBank genome assembly.
AUGACGAUCAGGUUCGUGCUGUUCGUGAACAAGCAGGGCCAGACGCGGCUGGCGCAGUACUACGAGCACCUCUCCCUCGACGAGCGACGCGCCCUCGAGGGCGAGAUCGUCCGCAAAUGCCUCGCCCGCACCGACCAGCAGUGUUCGUUCGUGGAGCACCGGAACUACAAGGUCGUGUACAGGCGCUACGCCUCCCUUUUCUUCCUCGUCGGCGUCGACAACGAUGAGAAUGAGUUAGCUAUCCUUGAAUUCAUACAUCUUUUGGUGGAAACUAUGGAUCGCCACUUUGGCAAUGUGUGCGAGCUUGAUAUCAUGUUCCAUCUGGAGAAAGUGCACUUCAUGUUGGAAGAGAUGGUGAUGAAUGGUUGCAUUGUGGAGACAAGUAAACAGAACAUCUUGGCACCAAUACAACUUAUGGAGAAAACUUCCUAA